GUUUUAGAUAUAGUGCGCGCUAUGGAAGCUCUUUGUGCAGGAAGAAUGAGGAUGGGCGCUCUGUUGGUGGUGUUUUCACGUUUUCCAGAUCGUGACGGAGUUUGAGGAUUCGCAACUUUGUUUCUCUUAAGACGUCGCUCUUAGGAAUUGUGUCGAAAUCCGCUCUCCGGUUAUGAAGGCUAGGUUAUGAGUGAUUUUUUAUCGACUGCAAUGUUGCGUAUGAAUGUGUAGCUCUUCCAAUUGUGUCAGCCAUGGCGAGUCGGUGCAGCAGCAAGCUGUUCACUGAGGAACAGAUUCUUGCAUUAUCCACUUAGAGUUUCUUAUUUUAUCACUAUUGCAUCCCUCUGCUCAACUCGCCCUCCUCCGCGGUGUUCAACUAGCAGAUAAGUUCUGGAGAAGCGGGAGCGUUGUCGCCAUCUCCAAUUCUCAUGGCUGCCUCCUGCUCCUCGUCCAUGGCUUGCUUCCAUUACUCUAUUGUCUAUUCUAGGGUGUCUCCAGCGGCUGCACCGCGCCCUCGCUCGCGCCGGUUUUCGUUCUCGCCUGUUUUUCGUCUCACCACCUUUCCUGCUUCGCGGACAUUAUUGCAGCUGAAGUGUGCAAGUGUGCGUGCGUGUGCGAUUCGUAGUGAAGUAGGUGAAAUAGUCAAGGGUGAGAAUGAGGGACAGUUUGUGUACACUCGAGCUAGACCUGAAGUAAGGUGGCCUCAAAGAAGUGACGGAUUUGCUCAAUAUCGCAUUACGAGAGAGUUGGGGGAUGCGGAUAGUUUUUCGGCUCGAGUCCUGCCAGACUGGGAGGUAGUUAGCGGCUGGGAUGCAAGAUUGGGAGCAACUGAAGCAACAGAAGAUGACGUGGUCAGAGAUGAGCAGCCAUCGCUUGCUCAACGGCUUGACAUGGAAAAUAAAUAUAGGGAAAGGGAGGCGUUUCGCCAGCGGCAGAAGGGACGAAUCAGGAGAAUGCAGAAUAUGUCGAAUUUGGCUCUUAGAAAAGCUAACGACUGGAAUAAUAGGGCCAGUAGAUUGUCCACUGCGAUAUGUGAGCUGAACCUGGCGAGACCGAUUGCUGAUGUGCUGAGUACCUGGCCCGAGCAGUUAAAUAAUGACGAAAUGUGUGUUGUGGUGAGGAACUUAGGUGAGAAGAACUGGCGACGAUCAGUGGAACUUUACGGCUGGUUGAAUCUUCAAAAAUGGUACACUCCUAGUCCUCGUUUUCUUGCUACAGUUCUUAGCCUUCUUGGCAAGGCGAAUCAACUGGAGCAUGCUCGGGAGCUUUUCUUGAGGGCUGAGUCGAAAAUAAUGUCUUGCAUUCAGGUUUUCAACGCAAUCCUAGGUGCGUAUGCGAAGCAAGGGCAAUGGCAGGCAGCCCAGUAUAUUCUCGAGCUCAUGGAGCUAAGUGGUUGUGAACCUGACAUCGUUACCUUCAACACUAUUGCAAGUGCUCAAUGCAAGCAUGGCUUACAUCCUGGCAUGGCAUCUGCCCUCUUGAGAGAGAUUGAAGCUUCGGAUCUCAGACCGGAUAUAAUAACCUACAACACGUUGUUAGGUGGAUGUAUCACAAAUAAGAAUAUUACAGAAGCUUUAGAGCUUAUCAAAGAAAUGGAACUGCAUGGAAUCGAUCUGAAUACCUGCACCAGCUACGUUUCAGGAAAGGAAUACCUACAGUUACAUAAGGUAGAAAAGCCGGUUAUGUCGAUACUUGAUGAAUCUUCUCAGCAACAAGUAUCUUGGAGCAAGAGUAUGUCGAUUUUUCCAGAUCAUGAUCUGGUGCAGCAGGCAAGUGUCUCAAGCCAUCUUCAGGAGGUUGAUACAACUUCGUCAGGUUCUCUCCGCAAUAGAAGCAGAAGAGAGCGAAAUCCUCUGAAUGUAUUUGACUCAAAAAAUAAAAAUAAAGAAUCCAAUCUUCCUAAAGCAAGGUCGUCCAGCAUGAGAUUAGGCGAGGCUGAAGGAGAGAACGUUUUCUGUGUGCAAGGAGCUGGACAUAUCGUACUGACAGAGAGGAGUAUUUCAAAAAAGUUCUUGCAGGUCUGGCAUGAUUCAUUACAAUUCAGGUUAUUUGAAUUCACUUCACUAGUUUUCCUGAUUUACUUGCUGAAGCCGCAGCUCUGCUGUUCGACUGUUGCUCAUAUGGUCGAGAGCAACAUAAUGGGGUAUGCCAGGUCGAAUUUUAAAUGGAUAAAAAUUGGCCUCCAAUCUAGUGAUUCUUGUCACAUAUUUGCUCCAUACGCGUGUUACCUGCAAGCCGAUUGGCUCUGUGGAGUUCAAUCAAUGUUUCAAAUGAUUUGCCUAUUCAUGCAGUGGAAGACAAUUCAUGUUAUACAUCCAGUUUUUCCAAGUUUGCAACCUCUUGGAUAUUGUCUACUUGUAGGUUCAAAACGACUUGACAGACACAAACUCAGCCCUCGCUCUCUAUGCAAUACUGCGUGGAUAUUAAAUGACAUAUGCCACGUGACCACAACCAAAUCUUAUAAACACUUUUAUUCAAGGAAGGCUCCGCAGGCAACAUUUUCUGAUAUGGAAGAAACCUAUCACUUGUCGUUGGCCUUGGGGCAAAUGGAUAGCUAUCCUACACCAGUGCGAGCACAGGAAACUACGGGAGAAGGUGUUCAAAACGUGACUGCUUCUACAUAUACAAAACUCAUCAAUGAGUGCAUGAUGAACAAGGAUUACUUAGCUGGGCUGAAGCAUUUGGUGGGAAUGGUUGAUGCUGGGAUUGAGCCAGGUUAUAUGACCUGGAUCUGUGUUCUCCAGGCUUGCGGUCAAUGUGCCUAUCGGAUUGAUUUUUUAAGGCUUCUGGCAGGUUUGCGUGAUGCAGGGUGCCCGCUACCACUCCGAGUUGUAUUGGAAAGAGAGACUGCACUUCCAGAUUUGGAAACUUGGUUGAGAAACCUGCAGACUAUGGCAGCCGACGGUGGGCAGGGCAUGGUAAAUAAUUUGGUGGAUUCUCUUUGGGCAUUCAAACUGCGUGCAACCGCUGCUCAUGUUUACGAUCUUGCAGUACGUCUCGACAUGUACCCAAGAAAUUUUUCCAGAGUCGAGGAGCAGAAUUGGGAAGCCGACCUUCGAAAUUUUUCCCCUGGAAUAGCUCUAGUUGCUAUGAAUCGUUGGUUAAUGGAGAUGCAGGUGGCAUCCUUUGAAGGUUUCCCAGAGCCUCAAAAGGAGGUGCUCAUGAUAACUGGGACUCAAGGAUAUCAGAACGGUAUUUCAUUGAAUAAGACCAUAAGAGCUCACUUGUGGGAGAUGGGAUCUCCAUUUUUCAUGCGACCCCCACGCGAAGGUGCUUUAAUAACUAAGGGUCAUGCUUUACGACUGUGGCUCAAGGAUUCGCCUCGUUGUUUCAAUCUGGAAUUGGAGGAUGAUGUGAUGUUGCCAAGGGCGAAUUCUAUGACUUCCUAUAAAAGUGCGUGGAUGUCUAGUGACGCAGUGCCUGUAAUGAAGCAGAUCCACACCAGCAUCGGUGAGGUUUGGCCUAGAAAAUAUUCAAAAUUAGCACACAUGAGCGAAACAAGGAGAAUCGAAGCUCUUGCAGCUCGUUUAGAGGGCGAGAAGCGAAGAAAACUAGAAUCUAGAGUUAAGACUACUAAGAAGAAGCCCAUCAAAAAGAACCGGUCUUUUAGACCCAAGGACAGUUGAAGUUACCAGUUCCAAAUUUUACCUGACAUGGAUGUUUCCUGCAAUGCCGUGCGUAAACCUACAAGCAGAUAGCAAGUCCCACUUGGUAUCUUCAAUCCACAUGAAAUUACUUGCGUCUCACCCAUCAAAAUCUUCAAACUUCACAAAUUGAGGGAACGUCUGAGGGAUCGCUGGGACCUCAUAACGGUAAGUACAUAAAUCUGCAUGACAAAGAUAUGGAUUUUUCCCAUUACAGGUAUCUAUCAGGUAUCCUGAUCGAGUGAGCUCCGCCACCCCAACACGAUGCCAUAUGAGCAUCUUAUCUACAAUGCGAUCAGAAGUUACAAGAUGCAAUUAAGAAUCUCUGUCUACACUUCGCUUCUCUUGUCGAAGGAGCUGCUGCAGGUAUACAAUCAACCAACCCAGUGUCACCACCCCUAUUUCCAACAUAGGCCUAUCUAAUUCCGUUAGUCCAGCCACUAGGUCUGACAUCCACAUUGAUCGGAAAGAGGUUAAAUGAUGUUAGGUUGUGAACUAUAAAUAAAAUUUAUUGUACUCAGAAAUGGGUAUGCGUGAAUUAUUAAUAA
Physcomitrium patens is the source of this 4192-nucleotide messenger RNA. NCBI's taxonomy places the organism in Eukaryota, Viridiplantae, Streptophyta, Bryopsida, Funariales, Funariaceae. The record is from RefSeq and is a predicted model, not a curated record.